This is a messenger RNA of Insectozyma verbasci, 933 nucleotides long. NCBI's taxonomy places the organism in Eukaryota, Fungi, Ascomycota, Pichiomycetes, Serinales, Debaryomycetaceae. The record is from the annotation of a GenBank genome assembly.
AUGCCAUAUACAAUAGGUGAUAGAAAGAUAUCAUUAGAUUCUAAUUUAACUGAUUCAGAUAAAAAAUUAAUUAUAACCCAUUCUAAGAUAUUUAAAUAUUGUUUAAAUAAUGCAAUUUAUAAGUACAUCAUAAAUGUUAAAAAAAUCAUACAUUUAUAUUCAGAUAUAAUUACAAUAUACUCCACUUUACUUAAGAAGAUACCAAAUUAUGAUGAUAUAACAUCAAUGACUUCGAAAAUAAAUAUAAUUAUUUUAAAAUUAGAAGAUGAUUUUAAUGAAAUAUUUGGUAAAUUAAAUGAAGAAAAUUUUGAAAAUUGGGAGGAUAAAAAUUAUGAUAAUGAUAUUAAACCAAGUUGUAAAUUGAUAAUAAAUACAACAUCGGAAAUAUUUGAACAUCAUAUAAUUUCAAAUUUAUCAUGUAUUGAAAUAUUUUUCAAAAAUUUUAAUAAUUUGAAAAAAUUACUUAUUCCGUAUUUAACAGAACAAACUAAAACAAUAAUAAAAAGUUUAAGUAAAGGUACUCAGUUAUUUAUUAUCUCAGUUAUUGUUGAUAAUAUCACUAGUGAAUCAGAUUUUGACUUAUCUAAUUUUAAAAAAAUUGAAAAAAUUACAACUAGUUUUGAAAGAGAAAGUUUAAUUUUAAAUACUGCUUUUUUAACAUUUAAUAACUCUUUGAAACAAUAUACUAGUAUAUUAUUAGGUAAAGCUAUAUUAAAAAGAGACAUUGAUUUAUCACAAUGUGAAUUAAUUAAAAGAAGAGAUAUAUGUUUUCAAGCUAGUGAACAUGUUGUUAGUAUACCAUUAACAGAAGAGCAAAUUUCAAACAAAACAAUGAAAAAUUUAAGUAAAUAUUUAUUUUAUAUUAUAUUUGGUUUAAUUUUAUUAAUAAGUAUUGUAUUUUAUAGAAUAUUUAAAGUAAUUGUAUGUAGAUGA